Molecule: messenger RNA, 5228 nt
Organism: Ostrea edulis (European flat oyster)
Lineage: Eukaryota; Metazoa; Mollusca; Bivalvia; Ostreida; Ostreidae
Product: transmembrane protein 245-like
Exons: 18
Coding region: 12-2681 (889 amino acids)
Source: RefSeq, a predicted model, not a curated record
AGGAAAACAAAAUGGCAGACUUCAAGUCCCCUUUCGUGAAUUCAAUGUUGCAAACUCUCUCACAGGGCCAUGAAAAGGCGUUUAAACAAGCACUCUAUACGACAGCAGCUAAUAUUUUUGUUUUGCUAGCCGGGGCUUCUGCUAUCGCUGUGUACUUUAUUUUGGAGGCUUUCCUCCGUCCUUUACUGUGGUCUGUGUUAUGUGGAACUUUUUUGUAUCCCUUCAAGCGUGAAUUAACGGGAAUUUUAAGGCGAUGGUUACGCGGUUUGCAAGACUCGGGGACACCUUUUGCAAUUGGAAUAGCAUAUAUACCAAUACAAGCACUUGACAGUACCUACGUCAUGAUAUUUGAUCGUACUAUUGUGCGACACUGGAAGUUGCUGUGUGGGGGAAUUAUAAGCUUGUUUUUAAUUUACGUUUUGUGGUAUUUCGGCCCAGUAAGGAGGAUAAUUGAGAUUUGCUAUGCAGUGUUCAUUUUCGUUUCCGAAGUUCUGGAUUAUUUCACUUCAUUCUGGGUUUGGAGUCUUGUUAUUGCAUAUGUUAUCAUGGUUAUCUUUUUGUGGAAUGCUGAAUCCCGGAGUUAUCUGCGCCUCCUGUCCCUGCCUGUGUGGGGUGUCCUCAUUCUCCACAUCGCCACCGUGGCAGGCUCCCUCAGAGUCCCUCUUUUUAUGUUAAUCAUUGGAUUGAUUGCCACUGGUUUUGCAGCUGAAGUAAAAGAAACCAAAAGAAAAGUGGAAGACCAAGGGCAAACUAUAUCUGAUGUGAAGGCAAUAUGGCUGGUGUUUACAGGCGACUUGGAGAAGACAUUAGGCAAGGCACAGCAAUCAGAGAAAGAAACACUGGAAACUUCCGCCUCCUCAGCUGAAGCGUCUUCUACUGAAAGUUUUUGUGAUGUUGCAGACAUAAGUCAGAAACCUGGUGAUAUUAAAAAGCCAACUGAUUUGCCAAUUGCUGAUCCAAAUAAUACUCAAGGAUCCACCACACCAAAUGUUAGAUCUCUCAGACAGAAGAAUGUUAGAGUGACAGAGGAGAAGGGUCCUGUGAGUACGGUUUAUUUCGUGUACCUGUUCUGGGCCCUAGUUCUCACUCGUGUCUGGAUGAACAUCUGGCUUCUUCAGCUCCUGGUUCCGGUGUUGGCUCUCAUGUGGAUCUUCAAAGCUUUAGUGUAUCAACUGAAACCUAGAGGAUUUUUUGGAGGAAAAGUGGAAGCAUGUAAAUUGGCUGCCCUGGAAUGGUACGCCCCCAGAAAAGAUGUCCUCGCUCCCCGAUGGGUGAUUGGCCUGUUAAAACUGUUGAGUCGUGGAGAUGCUAAAAUGAUGUCCUUACUGGAAGGAUCGCUGGACAAAGUCACCAGUAUCCUAUUCAUUCUUGUCCUAUUAGUGGGAUCCACUCUGUUCACUGUGUUCUUCGCUGUUCAGGUUCACCAAGAAAGUAUGCACCUGUUCAGAAUAUCCAGCAAUGUCCUCAACAGCACCAGAGAGUAUGCAGAGUGGUUACCUAAAGGAGAAGAUAUGCAGGUGGCUAUGGAUUCUAUGGUGGGCAAUGCCUAUUUGUAUGGCAGAAAAUGGAUCGCAGCAAAGGUUCAUGACCUAGUUGGUGGACAGGACGGUUCCAAUGAUACAAAGAUAGAAAAUAAAGUGUUGGAGGUGUGGGACAAUCUCUAUCACAGCUGGUUAGCCAAGAUAUCUGAUACGAGUCUGUGGCUUAAUCGAGCGGGUGCCUCUAAUCAUAGUGUGGCAAAGACAAGUUUUCAGAUCAUUCCGCACGAGGUGACAGACUGGAGAUCGAUUUACGAGUUUGGAAUGCAGGGGAGUUUUAAUUAUUCCCAAGUACUGGAGUUUGUAAAGGAUAACCUGGGAACAUUUAUGUCGGUUAUGGAGAAUGUUUUGAUAGUACUAAAGGGUAACAUGAGUUUGGUGCUGAGUAUCGCCACGGCAGCGCUGUCAAUCAUCCUGGGAGGUGGAACAGCCAUACUCAAUUUCAUUAUCUCAGCAGCGAUCUUCCUGACAACACUGUUCUAUCUACUAGCGUCCAGUGGGAAGCAGUUUAAGCCCAUGGAAUGGAUCUCUGGUCUUAACCCUCACCCUUCCGGCAGCACCUUCAGUCUGGCUGUACAGGAAGCCAUUGGUGGCGUUUUCAUGGCUUCUCUGAAGAUGGCGGCGUUCUAUGGACUGUACACAUGGCUGACACACACCCUCUUCAGUAUCAACAUGGUGUUCAUCCCCUCCACCCUGGCAGCAGUUUUGGCAGCUGUUCCUUUCCUGGGCCCCUAUUGGGCAACCCUCCCGGCAGUGCUGGAACUCUGGCUGAUUCAGGGGCAGGGUGUAAAGGGGCUCGCCCUCUUUAUCUGCCACAUUCUGCCAUCCUACUUUGUGGAUACCACCAUUUUGGGAGAAAUUAAAGGUGGUCAUCCUUAUUUGACUGGUCUGGCGAUUGCGGGGGGAAUCUACUGGCUGGGUUUAGAGGGUGCAAUCAUCGGACCCAUUCUUUUGUGUUGUUUCAUUGUGGCCUACAAUGUAUAUGGAUCCAUGCUGACCACAGAUGGUACCGCUUACUCAGGGGGACUCCCAGGUGAUAAAGUUACCGUUAGCAGGCCGAGAACAACGGGGAACCUCAGUCGAUCUGUAAGUGACAUUGCCACACCCAGCAGUGUGAAAAAAAUAGUGUGUGCAGAUGGAUAAUCAUAGCACAGCUUCAAAUGCUUUUUGGUGCCAUUUCACGAGACAUUGUACAGCGACAGACCCAAAUGACACAGCAGAUCAAGAAAAAAACCUGAUGCAGAUGAGGAGUCCCUCACCAGUGUUCCUCUUUGUUUGCAGGGUUAAGCUUCACCACAGUUGCCAAGAAUUUUAUAUUUGCACUUUUGUACUUUAAUACAUGUAACAGUAUAUCAGUAUCUGAUAUAUGCACUUCAAUAUUUAUUUUAAAACUGAUGAAUUACUUUACAUGCAAUUAUUAGGAAUGAAACGAUUUUCUCGACAGUAUGAUCGUGUGUAUUUGCAAUAUUAGCGCUGUACCUGAUUUGAUAGUCUUUAAUUCUAGGGAAAUUUAGAUGCUAUGAAGAGCUUUCAAUAGUAAAGUGUUCUGUAAUAUUUUGUCUAUCGGAUGUCUGUGAUCAAUUUUUUUUCAAAAUACCACUCUCCCAACCUAUCGUGUCUGAUUUCAAUAAGACUUUGUAGAAAUGAAAAUGACAUCAAUAUUACUACACCAUUCUAUGAAUAAUUUUUUAGCCGAGUUGCAACGAAGUUGAACUCGGCUAUUGGUUUGGUGAUGGGGGCGGGCAGUUGGGCGUCAACAAUUCGUUUCGGGAUGAUAACUCGAAAAGUUUACAAUCUUUUUAAAUGAAACUUUGAUAUAUUGUUGGGUACCAGGUAAGGAAGACCCCUAUUGAUUUUGGAGAAAAAUGGUCGAAGGUCAAGGUCACAGUGACCGAAAAUAGAAUGAAAAUUUCAGAAAAAUUUGGUUUCUGGAUGAUAACUCAGAAAGUUUAAAUCCGAAUCAAAUGAAACUUUGAUAUAUUAUUGGGUACCGGGUAAGGAAGACCCCUAUUGAUUUUGGAGAAAAAAGGUGAAAGGUCAAGGUCAUAGUGACCGAAUAUAGAAUGAAAAUUUCAGAAAUAUUUGGUUUCCGGAUGAUAACUCAGAAAGUUUAAAUCUGAAUCAAAUGAUACCUAAAGAUAUUGUUAUGUACCAGGUAAGGAAGACCCCUAUUGAUUUUGGAGAAAAUAGGUCAACGGUCAAGGUCAUAGUGACCGAAUAUAGAAUGAAAAUUUCAGAAAUAUUUGGUUUCCGGAGGAUAACUCAAAAAAUUUGAAUUUGAAUCAAAUGAAACUUGGAUAUAUUGUUGGAUACCAGCAAAGCAAGGCCCCUAUUGAUUUUGGAGAAAAAGGGUCAAAGUCACAGUGACCGAAAAUAGAUUGAAAACUUCAGACAAAUAUGGUUUCUGGACAGUAACUCGAAAAGUUUAAAACUGAGAGUAGUUCUUCACAAUUAUAAAUAUGCCACAUCAUUCCUGACUUUACAAUGUAUCCCAUGCAACUCGGCUCAUGCACCCCUGGGUGCAUACAUUGAUUAACUUGGUGGUUAAAACUUUAUUCUGUCCUAUCAUUUAUAUAUGUUAUUAAUGCUAAAGGUUUAAUUGUGUUUGAUUUGAACGAGACUUAAUAUAUAUGUUAUUCAGUUAUUGAAUUUUUGUGUGUGGAUUUGUCUAUGAGUGACUUUUUUUCCAAUCUAUUGAUUUACAAUACCCAGCCAGUAGAGCUACAGUCGUGACAGACGUUUUGUUUUAAAUGAAAUCCUUAAUAUAUACAUAUUGUUUAACAAAUAAAAUAUUGAGAAAAUAAAGAAUUUGGUACAGUAAAACAUACUUAUAACAAAGUGUUGAGACUUUGAUUCAUUAUAAACUUAAUUUGUUAUUCCCAAUAAGUUCAUGGUAAUGUUUUAAAACUUCAGGAAAUGAAAAUCACUUCUCUAUAAGCAUGAAUUCGAUAUAAGCAUGUUCUCUGUAACCAUAUUUUGCUGUUUAUAUUAGGGCUGGGUAGUAACAUAUGUAUACCAGUUUAAUGUGAUCCUGAAAAUUGUGAAAGUCAGUUUCUUAUUUUUAGUAUAUGGAUAUAUUGUAAAUUACCUUUCACAUUUUAUAGAAAAUCCAUCUCUUGUGCAUUAGAUUUUCUUCUACCAGGUGCCAGUUCAUGAUUGGAAUUUAUUCCUCCUUAUUGUACAGUGUAUGAUUUUAUUCUUAUUACAAUUAUUGAAAUAGUACAAAACAUACAAAAAAAAUUUGCGAUGAAUUGCAAUACCAAUAUUUCUGACAAUGCCCGGUCCUAUAUGAAGUUAUGAGUUAAUGUAACUUGUCAUUUUCUACCUGAAAAUAAUCAGCUACAAUUUCCUGUCUUCUGACCUAGUCACCUACCAUCAUGUCUUUCUAAUCCAGCAACAGUUAUAGAUAUCAAUAUGAAGAUCAUUAAAUGAGUUACAUUGACAGUAGUAAAAAAAAAAAUAAGUGAGCUAGACAAAUAUGAAAAUGGACGUCAACAUGCAAGUCGACGGUCAGGGAUUGUUUUAUUUAUGGAAAGUUAAAACUUUCUGUUGCCUUUGUGUUAAAAGCUUGCAAUUUUAUUUAUACAUUGUAUGAUAAUUUAUUUUUUUGUUAAUUUUUACAUGCAGUUGUAUAUUAUUUUUUGUUUGUUAAUUUUGAGCUGUUCUUAUCAUUAAAGAAAUAAAAUUUCA